CCGGUUAAUCUAGGUUCCGGACGAAGAAUGCACAGAGGGAACGAAAUCUGGCCGGCGUAUCAAACUUAAGAGUAGUUUCAAACACCUCCGAUUACGGAAAUCAAGACUCUGCACCGGUCAAGCAUGCGAACACGUCCAUAUGGAAGGAAGCACAUCAUACGGAUGACGGGUAUUCCGACAUCGUUGUUCGAGCACGAAUGGGUUACGCCCAGGGUCCGCUACUCUGAGGUCGGACACUUGGCACUUGGCACUCCAAAUGUUCUCAGAGCCAAUAAGCUCUAGGCGCUCGAUCAAUCAUCAUACGAGCGCGAAUGGGUUGCGCCCAGGGUCCGCUACGCCGAGGGUAUAUCUUCCUUGAGUCUUCGCACGGGCACAAUUACCUAUCCGAAUGACCAUGCACGUCCCCCCGGAACUAACCGACCUCAUCAUCGACCACCUCGCACACGACCCCCCCACGCUCGCCUCCUGCUCUCUCGUCUCCAAAGCUUUCUUGCCCCGCUCACACACACACCUCUUCAGCAAGGUAACCAUCGGGCACCCCUCCCGCCCCAACUCGGGGAAACAGUUCCUCCCGCUCCUCCCGUGUGCCGGUCCAUUGGUCAGGUCCGUCAGGAUCGAGGCAGAGUGUGGGUUCCAUGAUAAGGAUGAUGAUGAUGAGAGGGUGAUGAACGAUCUCAUUGAUGAGCUCUUAUGGAAGACGGCACAUGAUAAACAGUGGGUCGCACAUGACCCUGCCCUGCCCGCUAUCCUCGCGUCGCUGCCGAACCUAACAUCCCUAGACAUACGCGCCCUCCGGUGGAGGAACCCCUCGCGCGUAUGCCAGUUCGUACCGUCGUUCGAGCACACACUGGCUGCCAUAGCACCCCAGAUAACAUCCCUCCGUCUGGAUUAUGUGCAAUUUGACAGCCUCCCGGGGCUCUUGGGUAUUUUGGCGACAUUCCGGGGGUUGAGGAAGUUGGCGUUGGGUGUGAUUAUGGCACCGCCAUGUCCGGUGGUGCUUCCGGGGAAGAUGAUGGUCCCGCUGGAGAUCGAGGAGCUGGAGGUGAAGAUGGAAGGAAGCGCAAGAGUCAUUGAGCUGCUGAUGGCGAGUGCUACAGGGUACAGAUGGAGCUGGUCAGGGCAUUGGUAGAUCUUUCGAGAGACUCGCUGGAGGAUUUGGAGAUUGAAGAUUGCGUAUUGCCGGUGGAUCAUGCCGUUGGAUGUGCACCAUUUAAAGACAUUGUCGGUAACGCUGUCAUCGGAUUCUUUCCCCAAGGUGAUGCGGUGGUGGGUCGGAGCACUUGGAAGGGAGGAAACGUCGAAGAUCCAGCAUAUAAAGCUGAUAGCGCAGCAUCGUAGUGCUGUUAACGUGUUCUCGGACACAGAAUCGUGGCGCACACUGGGUAAAGUACUAGAACAUGCGCGAAUGGGCGCAUUAACGCGCGUAGACAUCGUGG
Messenger RNA from Guyanagaster necrorhizus, 1436 nucleotides. RefSeq lists its product as uncharacterized. The transcript is spliced from 3 exons. Bases 389 to 1129 code for a protein of 246 amino acids. NCBI's taxonomy places the organism in Eukaryota, Fungi, Basidiomycota, Agaricomycetes, Agaricales, Physalacriaceae. The record is from RefSeq and is a predicted model, not a curated record.